AUGUCUGAAGUAAAUGUUCCGGUGUUCUGUUGCUGGAACGGUUGCAUCAAGGAUGGCACUAAUGGCAUAUACUAUGAAGGGUCCAAUUAUAGAAUGACCACUGUGAAGGGAAAGACUAAGUUUAACGAAUUGCUGGAUCAUCUGUAUCAAGUUACUGGGUUAGAUAGGAAGAGAUCAAAGUUUGGUAUAAUCGGUAGAUAUCCUACAGAUAUUCAAGCGUUUAGGGUUAAGUAUAAACCUCUUCCCGUGGUGGACGACACUAGUUUGGAGACUAUGCUUGAGAUUACAACCAAACAUCCUUAUAUUAAAGACAUUGACCUGUAUUUGGAAGUGGAAUCGACAUCCGUUGGAGUUAUUGAUCCUGCUACUUGUUCAUCGCCUUCAGACAUUCUUGGUGGUUCUUCGAAAAGACAGAAGACCGAUAUACAUGUUAAGUUAGAGAGGGAGACGGAUAGAAACUCAGAAUCAGAUGGCGUGGUACACUUGGUUGAUAGCAGCACUUUGAAUAAAGAUUCCAUUUCUGGUCAUGUUUCAAAACCGUGUAUGUCUAGUUUGUGGCUUGACGAUCAUGACUUGCGAGUAGGAUUGUGCUUUAAAGAUGGCGAUGAGCUGAAGAAGGCAGUGGACUGGUGUUCCCUUAAAGCUCAGCAAAAGUGUGUAGUACGAGAGACUGCAAAGGACGAGUAUAUCUUUGAGUGCAUCAGAUGGAAAUGCAAGUGGUCACUUGGAGCCGCUAGAAUGAAAAAGCACGGACUUGUCGAGAUAAUCAAGUAUACUGGUCCACAUACUUGUCAUCCCAUUGUUCCAGAAGAUUUCAAAUCAGAGUUUGAAACAGAUGAGAUUGAACGUGCGGUCAGGUAUAUGCCCACACAAACAAUUUCAGAGUUGAAGAAGUGGUGGAAAAAAAAAAUUGGCUAUGAGCUUGAAACUUCUGAUGUGCGGUUAGCGAAAGAGAAAGCUAUCAAAAGAGUUUUUGGAGAUUGGGAUCAAAGUUUUGAAGAUUUUCCCAAGUUAAUGUCUGCCCUUUGUUCAUCUAAUGGACUCCUUGUGGACUGGAAGUAUGAUCUUUUUCCUAAUCCUAAUUUUGCAUCCUUCUGUGGUGUGUUUUGGGCGUUCCCACAGUCUAUAGAAGGGUUUCAACACUGUAGACCUCUGAUCGUAGUGGAUACCAAAAACUUGAACUGUGAGUACCAAUUGAAAUUGAUGAUUGCCUCAGGAGUUGAUGCAGCCAACAAAUAUUUUCCACUUGCCUUUGCGGUUACUAAAGAAGUUUCUACUGAUAUUUGGCGUUGGUUUCUCACUGGAAUCAGAGAGAAGGUUACACAAAGGAAAGGCCUUUGCCUCAUUUCCAGUCCCCACCCCGACAUAAUUGCUGUUGUCAACGAAUCUGGGUCUCAGUGGCAAGAACCUUGGGCUUAUCACAGGUUCAGUCUGAAUCAUUUUUACUCCCAAUUCUCUCGUGUUUUUCCAAGCUUCUGCCUGGGGGCUCGCAUUAGGCGGGCUGGGUCCACGAGUCAGAAGGAUGAGUUUGUUUCCUACAUGAAUGACAUCAAAGAGAAGAACCCAGAAGCUCGGAAAUGGUUAGACCAAUUCCCUCAAAAUCGGUGGGCUCUGGCUCAUGACAAUGGUCGGAGAUAUGGAAUCAUGGAGAUAAAUACAAAAGCUUUGUUUGCAGUUUGUAACGCAUUUGAGCAGGCUGGUCAUGUAGUGACAGGUUCCGUGCUUCUUCUAUUUGAUGAACUGAGAUCCAAGUUUGACAAGUCUUUUAGUUGUAGCCGAAGUUCUCUUAACUGCGGCGAUGUGUACACCGAGCCUGUCAUGGACAAGCUUGAAGAAUUCAGGACAACUUUCGUUACUUACAGUUACAUUGUAACGCCCUUAGACAAUAACGCCUUUCAGGUUGCAACAGCGUUAGAUAAGGGUGAAUGUAUUGUUCAGCUGAGCGACUGCAGCUGCACAUGCGGGGAUUUUCAGCGUUACAAAUUCCCAUGUCUACACGCUCUAGCCGUCUGCAAGAAGUUGAAAUUCAACCCUUUACAGUAUGUAGACGACUGUUACACUCUUGAACGGUUAAAAAGAACUUACGCCACCAUUUUCUCUCAUGUUCCGGAAAUGUCAGCUUGGCCGGAAGCUUCUGGAGUUCCGAGAUUGCUUCCUCCUGUCAUUCCACCGUCACCACCUCCAUCACCUCCAACUUACGUAUCAGGUACCAAAUGCAGAACUACUCCUCUCGCUACUAAGAAGAAGAGCUGA
This is a messenger RNA of Arabidopsis thaliana (thale cress), 2253 nucleotides long. Its product is annotated as MuDR family transposase. The transcript has a single exon. Gene Ontology annotation, molecular function: zinc ion binding. NCBI's taxonomy places the organism in Eukaryota, Viridiplantae, Streptophyta, Magnoliopsida, Brassicales, Brassicaceae. The record is from RefSeq and is marked reviewed. The coding region runs from base 1 to 2253 and encodes 750 amino acids.